This is a messenger RNA of Leptidea sinapis, 1789 nucleotides long. RefSeq lists its product as uncharacterized. Bases 147 to 1172 code for a protein of 341 amino acids. The transcript is spliced from 7 exons. Lineage: Eukaryota; Metazoa; Arthropoda; Insecta; Lepidoptera; Pieridae. The record is from RefSeq and is a predicted model, not a curated record.
UUUCAUUCACUUUCAGUUUAGUAUUCAGUCUUAAAAAGUAUCAUUUGUAUUAUGUAGCAACUGCCAGCGAUAUUCUUUAUUGCACAGGAAUUUUUUAUUUAUUACAGUGAAUAAUCUAAACAAUAAUAAGUUCGAGAAGUGUAAGAAUGGCUAGCGCAGACUUUAGAAAAGAAGUAAUCCCCGUCCGCCCGAGGAGCGUAUAUACAGCUCAUUCUUAUAAUAAGGAGGAAUCGAAUUUGUCGGCUUUUCAAGAUUACAGCAAGUUUCUUGAGGGCGGACUUGGACAAGCUGAGUUAGUUGGUGCGACAGCUUGGCAGCCCCCGUGGAGGGCCCCCUUGCAACGGAAAGCUCCAUUCUACCCAGGUGAUGACAUCUAUCAUGCUGACACCUGGAGAGAACUAGAGGUGACGGACGUGGUCGGGGGUGCCGGCUACAACGCAUCGGUCACGCCGCACGGCACCAUCUGCCUGCGGCUUCGAGAUCGUGUCAAGGUGGACAUGACGAUAGACGGCGCCGUCCGCGUGACCAACGCGAAGAACAACAUAAUCCUGGCACUGUCGCGGUCGGGCGCGGCGGCUGCGCUGAUCCACCCCAACGGGCGCGUGUACCACUACGGCUCCAGGGUCGAGAUCCAGGCGCGCCACCACCAGGGCAACAACAAGUACGCCAAGAUGUGGUACAAGGGUGUGUCGUUCACGGCGGAGCAGUGCGCGCUUGUGUACUUGGUGGACGCGGCCGGCACUCGAACAACAACCGACACCUUCCUCGACAUGAGCCAGGACUUCACUCUGAAUGUCUUCUACAACGAGUCUCACCACGGGCCGUCGUACGUGAACGAGGCCGUGUCGCUGGUGCAGGGCGCGCAGUACUGGCUCACGGACGACGGUAUCGACAACUGGAUCAUCAACAACGUGCGCGUCAGUCAGACCGCCGACGGACUCGUCAGGAUUCAUCGCUGCAGCCACAAGUACCAGCUGAGGACCAGCCCCACCAAUGGCUCUGCGUCGAUCACCAGUCCAUUUCUGCACUGCACAGCAUCUCUCGGACAAACUCAGCAUCUCUUUGUACGGCGCGGUGAGCGACGGAUGCACUUUGACGGAAACUCUUUCAUCGUCCGCAACGCCGGCCACUCCGCCGGCUUCGACGACAAGAACCAGCUGAAGGUGUACUGAGUAAGCUCCCCCGAAUGAUACCCGCCCGCUACUUUAUUGAUAUGAAUGUUGUACAGAAAGUUAACGCAUUGCCUAGCUCGCCUCCCCUCCCCUCCCCUUACAAACUGCGGACAAGUCACGUAAAUUGAGCGUAGUCAGUUAGUAGAGAGCCAGUAACAGUGAACACAUAGUGCUUAAGAUUACAGUAUCGUUGUAAGUGUUAGAUCAAGUCAUUGUAUUGCCACUUUAUGAUCGUUUUGAGCGUUUUUAUUUUAGCGCACCGUUUAUAGCCGCAGUGACAUCGAGAUAGCUGCAGUGUCGUGAAACGAACGAACAUAUUUUUGAUUAGAAUUUUACUUUUAGAGUUUUAUUGUAUUCAUUGUGUUGUUGAACUAGCAACGGUUGAGUUGUUGAAUAAUGUAGUAAGCAAUUGUCGUUAAAAUACACUCAAUACAAUGGAUAACUGUAGAGUAUAAUAGUAAGUCGUACACAUGACAGUAUGGCUUGGUUGGUGGUCUUCGUAGUGUGUAGUAAACUUAAUAAGACUUGUCCCGCAGUGUUCAUUUGUACAAAACUUUCAAGUAUGUAUUGUGUGCAUGAUGUUAUGGAAAUAAUAAAAAUAAAAUUUGUAAUAUUUA